UUAAUAAUAACACAAUUAAUGCGAUUCAAAGUCAAGGCUAACACAGAAUUUGAAUAAUUAUAUAUUUUAAGUUAUAAAUAAGAAGAAUACGAAUAAUUUUCUUUGACUUAUUUUCCAGGAAAUUAAUAUCAUCACGUUUUAAAGUAGGAAUUGGACUUUUGAAUAUGAACAUACACAAAGAAAAAAAAAUCAAUUUGGAAGUGAAGUCAAUGGACGAAAACAUUUCUUAACCUUGAACUAAAAAGCCAUUGAUAAGAAAAUUAUUUACAAUAAUCCUCUACUAAAGGCGAAACCUCAAAAUCAAGACCAUAAAUAUACAGCAUUUGUCUGCCUCACUCCAUUUUUUAAAAAACAAAAACUCUCUUUGAAUAAGUUGCUCUAAGUGACCUUAAACCCUUUCAACCAUUCAAUUUUUAGUCUUCCUCACAUGGAUGAAAGUUUAAGACAGGCUGCUCGUACGGGAAAGGUUAAUGAAUUGUAUACAGUAAUUCAAAGAAAUGGAAAUGUUUUGAGGCAUUUUGAUGAGGUGGAGUUUAUCGAGACUCCAUUACAUAUAGCUGCAGAAGAAGGGUGCAUUGAGUUUGCAAUGGAGAUGAUGAACUUAAAGUCAUCAUUUGCUCGAAAGCUGAACCACCAAGGUUUGAGCCCACUUCACAUUGCAGUUAGAAAAGGGCAUAAAGAGAUGGCACUCCGCUUCUUGGAGAUUGAUAAACAUCUUGUUCGUGUCAGAGGAAAGAAAGGUAAGACUCCAUUGCACUACUUAUGUAAAGUUGGAAACCAGCUUGGUCUGUUGGAUCCAUUUCUGGAAGCUUCUCCUGAUUGUCUCCAAGAUGUUACAAUUGAGAAUCGCACUGCUUUGCAUAUUGCAAUCCAAAACAAUAGACUGGACGUUCUCCAACUCCUAAUUCCAACGGUUAAGAGGAAAGACUAUUAUUGGGAAGUGGUGAACCGGAAAGACAAAGAUGGAAACACUGCACUUCACAUAGCCGCUAUCCAUAAUCAACCCAAGAUGCUUAAACUACUAUUAAAUUGCAAGGCUGAUAAGCAUGCUACCAAUCAAGUUGGUUUGACCGCACUGGGAAUUGCACAACAACAUAAUUACAGAGAAAACAUUGCUAUUCUGAAAGGCUGCUUUAUUCCAGUAGUUUCAAACUUUAAACGUAAGUUGGAGGAACAAGUUGUCAAGUAUGUGACAAAGGCAUCACUACUAAUUUUUCAAAAUAUGGACAACAUAUCAGCCGAUGACCGCAAUGCCUUGCUAGUCAUUUUAGGACUGCUUCUAACUGCAACCUACCAAGCCACUCUAAGCCCACCUGGCGGUGUUUGGCAAGGUGAAAAUACCUCAAAGUCCAAAGGAUCAUAUGAUGAAAUGGUACUAGGUAAAUCAGUCAUGGGUCAAAUGGAUUUUCUUCUCUUCUAUAUUCUAACCUACCUUGUGUUCCUCGUAACAUUAUUCCUAACACUAGCUCUACUCAAAACUUUUCCCCAUGGUUUUAGGACUGCACUUCAAGUACUAUUAGCGUUUCUUGCAGUGUCCUUCGAUGAAUCAAUAUCUGACAUAGCUCCCACCAAUUUAACAUAUGUAAUUCUGAAUAUAUUUUCAGGAAUUCUUUUCCUUUUAAUGGUGUCCAUGUGUAUCGUAUGUCGGGUGUCAAAAAUUAGUGUUUCAAUAGUGGGAUGUUGGAUACUCCCUUCAAUUUUAUAUUUAUGUCUAGGAAGAAGUGAAAUAGGUAUGGGUGUAGGUCAAGGAUUGUUGUUAUUCCUUAUUUUAUAUGAUGAAUUCUGUAAAGGAACCAUUUUAAUUGUAUGCUAUUGUUUAUUUGUAAGUGUUUGUGUUUUCUUUGGUACUAGUAUUGACUUCAAAUACCUUGUUGCAUUAAUGGGAUGCUGGCAACUUCUUAGUCUAGGUCGAUUAUGCAUAAUGCAGUGCACUCAAUUUUGUAACACCCAUUUGUAAUAUUUCAAUGUAAAAUAUUUUUUAUUUUA
Gossypium raimondii (Peruvian cotton) is the source of this 1986-nucleotide messenger RNA. Its product is annotated as ankyrin repeat-containing protein BDA1. NCBI's taxonomy places the organism in Eukaryota, Viridiplantae, Streptophyta, Magnoliopsida, Malvales, Malvaceae. Bases 428 to 1957 code for a protein of 509 amino acids. Gene Ontology annotation, molecular function: protein binding. The record is from RefSeq and is a predicted model, not a curated record. The transcript is spliced from 2 exons.